Trichoderma reesei QM6a is the source of this 1767-nucleotide messenger RNA. RefSeq names its product quinate permease. The record is from RefSeq and is a predicted model, not a curated record. Gene Ontology annotation, molecular function: carbohydrate:proton symporter activity. Gene Ontology annotation, cellular component: membrane. The transcript has 2 exons. Gene Ontology annotation, biological process: transmembrane transport; carbohydrate transport. The coding region runs from base 139 to 1767 and encodes 542 amino acids. Lineage: Eukaryota; Fungi; Ascomycota; Sordariomycetes; Hypocreales; Hypocreaceae.
GGAAAGUUCAGGCCAAGCCCAUGGCUCAGAGCCUCCGCCUAUAAGUUGAUCAAUGGCCUUUACAAGACUUGCUCUCGAUGCUUGGAGCGGAGCCUUUGGACUGGGAGGCACUCUUGCUGAGCUCACAUAUCCGACAUCAUGACUAUCCUUGCCUUGAAAGAAGACCGGCCAACGCCCAAGGCCGUCUACAACUGGAGAGUCUAUGCCUGUGCUGCCACGGCAUCCUUUGCAGCGUGCAUGAUAGGAUACGACUCUGCCUUCAUCGGCACUACUCUGGCCCUCCCCUCCUUCGAAGACGAGUUCAACUUUGCACAAUACACCAAGUCACACCUCACCCUAAUCCAGCAAAACAUUGUUUCCGUCUAUCAAGCCGGGGCCUUCUUCGGAAGUCUGGCGGCAUAUGUCUCCAGCUACUUCCUCGGUCGAAGGAAGUCUCUCCUCGCGUUUGCUGCCUGCUUCAUGGUUGGAGCCGGUAUGAUGCUCGGCGCCUCUGGCAGUCGUGGCCUUGGCCUGAUCAUCGGAGGCCGAGUUCUCGCUGGAUUCGGGGUGGGCGGAUGUUCCAACAUGACUCCUAUCUACAUCUCUGAGCUCGCUCCGCCGGCAGUGCGUGGACGACUUGUCGGUCUGUACGAGCUUGGGUGGCAGAUUGGUGGGCUGGUCGGUUUCUGGAUCACGUACGGCGUCAAUACGACCAUGGCACCUAGCAGGACGCAGUGGCUCAUCCCUUUUGCCGUCCAAUUGAUUCCAGGAGGAAUGCUCUUGAUCGGUGCCAUCUUUAUACCCGAAUCACCACGCUGGCUCUUCUUGAAGGGAAAACGGGAUGAAGCUUUGAAGGUCCUCUGCUGGAUGAGGCAGCUUGACCGGAGCGACAAGUACAUUGUGGAGGAGGUGAGCUUCAUUGAUGAGGAUCUGGAGCGGUACCGCCGAGAAGUUGGGGCCGGGUUCUGGAAGCCUUUCCUGUCUCUGAAAGAGCGCAGAAUUCAGUGGAGAUUUCUGCUCGGAGCUCUUCUGUUUGUCUUCCAAAACGGUUCUGGCAUCAAUGCAAUCAACUACUAUAGCCCGACCGUCUUCCGCAGCAUCGGCGUCCAAGGAACAAACACAAGCUUCCUCACAACAGGAAUCUUUGGAGUCGUAAAAACAGCCUUGACCCUUGUCUGGCUCCUCGUGCUCAUCGACCAUAUGGGUCGCCGCAAGCUUUUGAUGAUUGGUGCCAUGGGUGGCUCGCUCUGUAUGUGGUUUAUCGGAGCAUACAUCAAGAUUUCAGAUCCGGCCUCCAACCAGAGCAACACCAAGCUGUCCUCGGGAGGUAUCGCAGCCAUCUUCUUCUUCUACCUGUGGACGGCGUUCUACACGCCUUCAUGGAAUGGGACGCCCUGGGUCAUCAACUCGGAAAUGUUUGACCAGAACACGCGGUCUCUUGGCCAAGCCAAUGCAGCGGCGAACAAUUGGUUCUGGAACUUUAUCAUUGCCAGGUUCACGCAGCAGAUGUUUGAGGCAUGGGGAUAUGGCGUGUACUUUUUCUUUGCGUCGUUGAUGAUCAUUUCGGUCUUUUUUGUGUUCUUUUGCAUUCCUGAGACGAAAGCGUUGCCGCUGGAGGCUAUGGAUAGGCUCUUUAGGAUCAAGCCGACGUGGAAGGCAAACAGGAUCUUGCUGGAGGAGCUUCGCGCUGAGAAUGAGGAGUUUCAGCAGAGCACGCAGGGGAUUGGGUGGGAUAACGAGAAGGAGACUUCGGCUGAGCAGGUAGAGUGCGGAACGGCGGGAGUGUAG